This is a messenger RNA of Acaulospora morrowiae, 431 nucleotides long. The record is from the annotation of a GenBank genome assembly. NCBI's taxonomy places the organism in Eukaryota, Fungi, Glomeromycota, Glomeromycetes, Diversisporales, Acaulosporaceae.
GCGUGCAACUCGUGGUUUUUAUCGAAAAUGAGAGUAUGGAUGGUGCUCUAAGCUUCGCACAAUUUCCUAAUCUUAUGAAAAUCACGUUUUCAAGAAAUAUCAAAUUCACUAAUCUGGAUAGUAUCGAUAUUAGUAAAAAUGAAAAGUUAUGGUGGUUAUAUAUUGACAUUUACACCGAUUUUAUGAACACUUAUUGCAUGCUUCUUGUUAAAGAAAAGCAACUUGAUCAAGUAAUAGUUUCUCAUGGAAACCAAAAAGAAAGGAUGAAAAAUCAAUGCAAAAUACCUUACUGCAUACUUGAAGAUCGAAAAUUGGAGCAAUUAGAAGCAGAAGUACAAAAGUUGAACCAAGAUCUCGCCGAAAAAAGUCAACAAAUAAAGGACUUACAAACGGAAACAAAGAGAAUAGGAUUGAUUGAUAGUGAAUUUUAA